Rhodofomes roseus is the source of this 1414-nucleotide messenger RNA. RefSeq lists its product as uncharacterized. NCBI's taxonomy places the organism in Eukaryota, Fungi, Basidiomycota, Agaricomycetes, Polyporales, Fomitopsidaceae. The record is from RefSeq and is a predicted model, not a curated record. Bases 268 to 1275 code for a protein of 335 amino acids. The transcript has 20 exons.
CGACGGACAAGACCGUCCCGAGAUCGGAUCCAUGGCGCUCGAAUCUCUGAAUUGGACCUCGAUCAUGUCAAACUACAUACGCUGCAUGUGGCUGGCCAUAGUUCAACCCCCCUGACCAGCCUUCCCGUCUUCGCCUGGCGCCCAUGGGGACAUCGUGCACUCGUUACCGUCACCAUAAUUUCCUUUUGGGCGCCAUCAUGCUCCGGGCCUUAACUAGACGUCCCCUCCCCCGCCUUCGCAGGCAUUACCCCCGAAGGUCUGCAUGCCAUGAGCAUCCUCCCCUUUCUCGGUCCCCUGCUCCUAGGGGGCCUGGUGUCGACGUUCUUGUCGGGAGUGGUAUCCAUGCAGACUGCCCUGUAUACGUCCGUGUACCAUACAGAUACCAUCUGGCUGCGGGCAAUGGUCUAUGUGAUAUGGGUGCUUGAUCUCCUGCACACUAUGUUUAUUUGCAUCGCAGAUUGGGACUAUUUGAUAGCCAAUUGGGCGGACCCCACAAUCCAAGAUUGGAUACCAUGGUCUAUCGGAGGAACAGUGAUGCUGACGGCGCUCAUGACGUUUAUAGUGCAAUGUUUCUUCGCAUGGAGGGUUCACACAGUCAGCUACAGGAAAUGGUGGAUAACCACGAUACUCGCUGCGGUCGCUUCGGCACGAUUGAUCGCCGCUUUGGUCUCGACCGCCUACAUGAUACGGCUACAGAGCUACGAAGCCUUCAGGCGAGACGUCGGUUGGGUUUUCACACUAGGCCUCUCACUCUCCGCCCUCCUUGACAUACUCGUGGCCGCCUCGCUGUGCUACUAUCUCCGAAAGAGCAGGAGCGCCUUCUCUUCAAUGGAUGCUAUCGUCAACACCUUAACGUUCUACACAAUCCAAAACGGGUCUUUGACAUUUGUCACCACCUUCAUUUCUCUUAUUUUGUGGGUGACUGUCGACAACCUCAUUUUCCUCGGACUUCACUUCGCGAUCACUAAGCUGUACGCGAACGCCUUCUUGUCAACGCUCAACGCGAGGAAGACCCUCCGCCUACAACAAUCCUCAGCCGAGCACGAUCCCUCGCUCCCAGUCGUCCUCGGAAGCGACCGCCACUCCCGCAUGCGCAUGCAAAGCGGGCGAAUGGCGCGCCCUGGCAUGACCGACAGUAUACCCAUGUCCACCAAGCAGGUGGAGAUCAACAUAGAGCGAAGCGUGCAGAUCAGCACGGACUUCGAUAUGCACGACGAACCGGACACGGAGAUGGAGGACGUUUCCUCGAAGGGGACGCCCCCAGGCGAAUUUUGAGACUCCGAAGACGGUGUGUACGAAGACAAGUCGAUGUAUCCACUGUACGGUGUAUGCUUGUUGUGAUCUAGUAUAUGUUCGAUUAGCUAAUUUGUAAGUAGGCGUGGACCUCACUUCUAAUCCUGCCAUGGCAGACCAC